This is a messenger RNA of Knipowitschia caucasica, 4449 nucleotides long. The record is from the annotation of a GenBank genome assembly. Lineage: Eukaryota; Metazoa; Chordata; Actinopteri; Gobiiformes; Gobiidae.
AUGGUGGGACCUCCAUCCUCCCUCCUUCAUCCCUCCUUCAUCCCUCCUUCAUCCCUCCAUCCUCCCUCCUUCAUCCCUCCUUCAUCCCUCCAUCCUCCCUCCUUCAUCCCUCCUUCAUCCCUCCAUCCUCCCUCCUUCAUCCCUCCAUCAUCCCUCCUUCAUCCCUCCUUCAUCCCUCCAUCCUCCCUCCUUCAUCCCUCCUUCAUCCCUCCAUCCUCCCUCCUUCAUCCCUCCUUCAUCCCUCCAUCCUCCCUCCUUCAUCCCUCCAUCCUCCCUCCUUCAUCCCUCCUUCAUCCUCCAUCAUCCUCCUUCAUCCCUCCUUCAUCCCUCCAUCUCCCUCCUUCAUCCCUCCUUCAUCCCUCCAUCAUCCCUCCUCAUCCCUCUCAUCCUCCAUCCUCCUCCUUCAUCCCUCCUUCUCCCUCCUCAUCCUCCUUCAUCCCUCCUUCAUCCCUCCAUCCUCAUCCUUCAUCCUCCUUCAUCCCUCCAUCAUCCCUCCUCAUCCCUCCUCCAUCAACAUCCUCCCUCCUUCAUCCCCUCCAUCCUCCCUCCAUCCAUCCCUCCUUCAUCCCUCCUUCAUCCUCCAUCCUCCCUCCUUCAUCCCUCCAUCCUCCCUCCUCCUCCUCCUUCAUCCCUCCUCAUCCCUCCCAUCCCUCCUUCAUCCCUCCACCUCCCUCCUUCAACUCCUCCUUCAUCCCUCCAUCCUCCUCCUCAUCCUUCCAUCCUCCCGCCUUCACCCAUCCAUCAUCCCUCCUCAUCCCUCCUCUCCUCCCUCCUCCAUCCUCUCCUCCUUCAUCCCUCCAUCCUCCCUCCGUCAUCCCUCCGGCAUCCCAGCCUCCUCCCUACCUUCAUCCCUCCGGCUCCCUCGCUCCUCUCAUCAUCCUCCCUAUCCCCUCAUCCUCCCUUCCGCCUUCAUCCCUCCUUCACCCUCCAUCCUCCCUCCUUCAUCCUCUCCUCUUCCUCCUGCAUCCCUCCAUCCCUCCCUCCUUCUCCCUCCAUCCUCCUCCUUCAUCCCUCCUGCAUCCUCCCUCAUCCUCUCCUUCAUCCCUCCUUCUCCCUCCAUCAUACCCUCCUUCAUCCUCUCCAUCCUCCCUCCUUAAUCCCUCCGUCAUCCCUCCAUCCUCCCUCCCGCAAUCAUCCCUCCUUCAAUCCCUCCAUCCUCCCUCCUUCAUCCCUCCUUCAUCCUCCAUCUCCUCCUUCAUCACUACUCAUCCCUCCAUCAUCCCUCCUUUCUAUAAGCACUUUCCAUCAUCCCUCCUUCAUCCCUCCAUCCGCCCUUGCCGUCAUCCCUCCUUUGUCAGCUCAUCCAAUCCCAUCCUCUGCAUCCCUCCUUCAUUCCACUCCGUCCUCCCUCCAUCAUCCCUCCGUCAUCCCUCCAUCAUCCCGUCCUUCAUCCCUCAUCAUCCCUCCUUUCAUCCUCUCUUCAUCCCUCCUGUCUAUCCUACUUCAUCCCUCCUAAUCCCCUUCCUUCAUCCCUACUUCCCCUCCAUCCUCCCUCCUUCAUCCCUCCAUCCAUCCCUCCUUCAUCACUCCAUCCCUCCUUCAUCCCUCCUUCAUCCUCAUCCUACCUCCAUCCCACAUCAUCCCUCCUUCAUCCCUCCUCCCCCUCCUUCAUCCCUCCUUCCUCCAUCCUUCAUCCCUCCUUCAUCCUCUCCAUCCUCCCUCCUUCAUCCCUCCUUCAUCCCUCCAUCCUCCCUCCUUCAUCCCCUCCAUCAUCCCUCCUUCAAUCCCUCCUUCAUCCCUCCUUCAUCCUCCUUCAUCCCUCCUUCAUCCCUCCAUCCUCCCUCCAUCCUCCCUCCUUCAUCCUCCUCAUCCCUCCUUCAUCCCUCCAUCCUCCCCUCCUUCAUCCCUCCAUCAUCCAUCCAGCAUCCCUCCUUCAUCCCUCCAUCCAUCCCUCCUUCAUCCCUCCUUCAUCCCUCCUCCUCCCUCCUUCAUCCCUCCAUCCUCCCUCCUUCAUCCCUCCAUCAUCCCCUCCUUCAUUCCCUCCAUACAUCCCUCCUUCAUCCCUCCAUCAUCCUCCUUCAUCCCUCCUCAUCCCCUCCUUCAUCCCUCCUUCCUCCCUCCAUCCUCCCCUCCUUCAUCCCUCCUUCAUCCCUCUUCAUCCCUCCAUUCAUCCCUCCAUCAUCCCUCCAUCAUCCCUCCAUCCUCCCUCCUUCAUCCCUCCAUCCUCCCUCCUUCAUCCCUCCAUCAUCCCUCCUUCAUCCCUCCUUCAUCCCCUCCAUCAUCCCUCCCAUCAUCCCUCCUUCAUCCCUCCAUCCUCCCUCCAUCAUCCCUCCUUAUCCCUCCUCAUCCCUCCAUCAUCCCUCCUUCAUCCCUCCUUCAUCCCUCCAUCAUCCCUCCAUCAUCCCUCCUCAUCCCUCCAUUCAUCCCUCAUCCAUCCUCCCUCCUUCAUCCCUCCAUCCUCCCUCCUUCAUCCCUCCUUCAUCCCUCCUUCAUCCCUCCUUCAUCCCUCCAUCAUCCUCCACAUCCGCCUUCAUCCCUCCAUCAUCCCAUCCAUCAUCCCUCCUUCAUCCCUCCUUCAUCCCUCCCUUCAUCCCUCCAUUCAUCCCUCCUUCAUCCCUCCUUCAUCCCUCCAUCAUCCCUCCAUCAUCCCUCCAUCAUCCCUCCAUCCUCCCUCCUUCAUCCCUCCAUCCUCCCUCCUUCAUCCCUCCAUCAUCCCCUCCUUCAUCCCUCCUUCCUCCCUCCUUCCAUCCCUCCUUCAGUCCCUCCUUCCUCCCUCCUCAUCCCUCCUUCAUCCCUCCAUCCCCUCCAUCAUCCCUCCUUCAUCCCUCCUUCAUCCCUCCUUCAUCCUCCUUCAUCCCUCCAUCCUCCCUCCUUCAUCCCUCCAUCCUCCCUCCUUUCAUCUCCUCCAUCAUCCACCUCUCAUCCAUAAUCCCUCCUCAUCCCCCGGCCCCAUCUUCGCCCUUCCCAUCCCCUCCCCCACGCUUCCAUCCCUCCAUCAUCCCUCCUCCUCCACCCUCAUCCCUCCUUCAUUUCCCCUCCAUCCUCCCUCCUUCAUCCCUCCUUCAUCCCCUCCAUCCUCCCUCCUUCAUCCCUCCUCAUCCCUCCUUCAUCCUCCAUCAUCCCUCCAUCCUCCCUCCAUCAUCCCUCCAUCAUCCCUCCUUCAUCCCUCCAUCCUCCCUCCUUCAUCCCUCCAUCAUCCCUCCAUUCAUCCCUCCCUCAUCCCUCCAUCAUCCCUCCUCUCCCUCCUUCAUCCCUCCAUCAUCCCUCCAUCAACCCUCCUUCAUCCCUCCUCAUCCCUCCUUCAUCCCUCCAUCAUCCCUCCUUCAUCCCUCCUUCAUCCCCCAUCAUCCCUCCUUCAUCCCUCCUCAUCCCUCCAUCCUCCCUCCAUCAAUCCCUCUUCAUCCCUCCAUCCUCCCUCCCAUCAUCCCUCCUUCAUCCCUCCUUCAUCCCUCCAUCCUCCCUCCUUCAUCCCUCCUUCAUCCCUCCAUCAUCCCUCCUUCAUCCCUCCAUAUCCUUCCAUCAUCCCUCCUAUCCUCCUUCAUCCCUCCUUCAUCCCUCCUUCAUCCCUCCAUCCUCUCCUCCUUCAUCCCUCACUUCAUCCCUCCAUCAUCCCUCCUCAUCCCUCCUUCAUCCCUCCAUCAUCCCUCCAUCAUCCCUCCUUCAUCCUCCUUCAUCCCUCCUUCAUCCCUCCUUCAUCCCUCCUUCAUCCCUCCAUCCUCCCUCCUUCAUCCCUCCUUCAUCCCUCCAUCCUCCCUCCUUCAUCCCUCCUUCAUCCCUCCUUCAUCCCUCCUUCAUCCCUCCUUCAUCCCUCAUCCCUCCUCAUCCCUCCUUCAUCCCUCCUUCAUCCCUCCUCAUCCCUCCUUCAUCCCUCCUUCAUCCUCCAUCAUCCCUCCCUUCAUCCCUCCUUCAUCCCUCCAUCCUCCAUCCCUCCUUCAUCCCUCCAUCAUCCCUCCUUCAUCCCUCCUUCAUCCCUCCUUCAUCCCUCCAUCAUCCUCCAUCAUCCCUCCAUCCCCCCUCCUUCAUCCCUCCUUCAUCCCUCCUUCAUCCCUCCUUCAUCCCUCCUUCAUCCCUCCUUCAUCCCUCCUUCAUCCCUCCUUCAUCCCUCCUUCAUCCCUCCAUCAUCCCUCCUUCAUCCCUCCUUCAUCCCUCCUUCAUUCCCUCCUUCAUCCCUCCAUCAUCCCUCCUUCAUCCCUCCUUCAUCCCUCCAUCAUCCCUCCUUCAUCCCUCCAUCAUCCCUCCUUCAUCCCUCCUUCAUCCCUCCUUCAUCCUCCUUCAUCCCUCCAUCAUCCCUCCUUCAUCCCUCCUUCAUCCCUCCUUCAUCCCUCCUUCAUCCCUCCAUCAUCCCUCCUUCAUCCCUCCUUCAUCCCUCCUUCAUCCCUCCUUCAUCCCUCCUUCAUCCCUCCAUCAUCCCUCCUUCAUCCCUCCUUCAUCCCUCCUUCAUCCCUCCUUCAUCCCUCCUUCAGGGGUUGGACUCACUUAAACUUGAGUUCUCGUGUGAGUUGGUUCUGA